UACAUCUUUAAAGUGUAAUGUUGAUGGUAUGACUGAAAGUUGGACUUUACAUAUCCAAAUACACUUCUGUUUAAAUAGAAAAAGUGGAAAACCCCACAUCGCCCAACACGACAUCGACGAAAAUGUUGCAGGCCCGGCCCGACCAUGGACGGCAGCGGAAACGCAAACCACCGCCCACGCCCUCAGCCCUGAGCCGAGCAGAACCCAAAAUAUACACACGCCACAAGUACCAGAAUAUAGCCCAGAGACACCCGCAGAUGCACCCGCACGGUGGUGCACACUGAACCCCCAAUGAUACAGAGUGCAACCCCAUGAAAAGCGGCGCAUGGUCUCAAAUUAAAAUAAUGGCUUUGUCCCAAAUGAAAAAACAAUGGGCAGAACUAAACAAAUCGGAAUCCAGAGAGGGGAUCCGAGGCUACGGAGCCUGCAUAUUACAGACACCGCCAAAAGACAAAAUUAAAAAGCAGGCACCAUAUCCAAGGGGUGAUUAAUUAACACCCAAAGCAACCAAAGCGGAUCACCGGAACCAUCCAAGCCGAAAGGUUCAAUCUGAAAAACAAACCAGUAUACUAACGCAACAAAAAAAAUAGUAUUGAACGAUCUGAAGAGAUCGAAAUAUAAAAGCCCUGAUUAAAACAACAUAAUUCAAUUUAUUUAUGUCUCAUAUAUGAACAUCGAUACAAUAACUAAAAUAUAUAUAUUACACAAUACACGUCAAUUCGCCAACUGAAUUACAAGGGAUAAAGACCUAAGGUGUUAAAGAAAUUAAAAGUAAAAAAAAAACUAAAAAAAUACUAAGAAUUCUCAUAGAAAAUCAUAUUUUUGUAGAACAAAGAAAUACCAAAUAAAAAUUAAACAAAAUGAAAGUUCGUGAAAGUAGGUUUUUAGAAUAUUGUGGCAUAAAGACAUAGUGAAAAAAAGAAAAAAAAGGAGCAAUAAUUAGAAAAUCAUUACAAGCGGGAAGGCCGGCAGGAGCAUGUGCCUGUGCCUAUACACAGACUGAUCUUUUGUAAGUGAAAUUUUAAACACUACUAACUCAUGGGUGGUCGACAGACGUUACACUUCGGUAUCCUACACACAUAGACAUCGCUCAUUCAGGUAACAUUUUUGCUUAAAAUUUCCUUAAUUUUUUGACUGAUUUUAAUAAUAUAAAAAGUGUCAAAGACAGGAAAACGAGUGCUUCUUGACACAAAACGUCUACCAGAGGUAUUCAAAAUCAAAGUCUAUGAUAACAAGGUCAUCAUAGUUACGAUAAAGAGGUAAGAAAUGAAAAAAUGUCAAAUAUUAGGAAAUUUUCACAGAGCAAUAUUUUGACUUACUAAAUUCGAGAGGUUUACGAGGAGAAAACGCAUAAACAUAUUGCUGUAACUUUGUACAUGUCUGUUCGUAUUUAACGUAUUUGAUCAAUCCUAUUAAAUAUAACUUUUGUUAAAACUUGAGAAAUUGUUUAAAUUUAAUUUUGCUGCAAUGAAUAUUACAAAACAUAGUUGUAUUUUAACGUGCUCAUUUCUUAUGUAACUUUCAAAGAUUUUUAGAAUCUAAAGGCAGGAUGGAGAUAGACAAAAUGCACAGAUGGCUGGUGUUCAUAUCAGCAUGCAUGGUUAUGUUAGUAGCAUUGGGAUUUGCCUUCUCCUUUGGUGUAUUAUUGGUUGAUUUCAUCAAUGUUUUCAACGCAUCAAGAUCCAAAGCGUCUCUGGUACAGUCUGUGCUUAUCGCCGUAAGUAUGGGUUCUGGUCUAUUGGUUGGCCCUAUAAUGCAGAAAUGUGGAAUGAAGAAAGCCGGCUGUCUUGGAUCAGUAUUGAUAUCAACGGGACUUUUCAUUUCUUUCUUCGCUAAUUCCAUUCCAUUUUUCGUUGUUUCAGUUGGAGUUGUCACAGCUUUGGGUGUAGUUUUCCUGUUUGUGGUGUCUAAUGCCGCUGUUGGACACCACUUCACCGAGAAAACAGCACUGAUUCUACUGUCAGAAGUAAACGCAGGUUCUGGACUAGGAGGAAUGUUGUUUCCUUUUAUCCUCGCAUACUUCAGUGAAACAUUUGGCUUACGUGGAACUCUUCUGCUGAGUGGUGGUAUUGUCAUGAAUACAAUGCCUGCUGCUUUACUUUGGACGCAACCUGAACACAUUCUGUCUACGAACCAAAGGAAGAAGGGAAAAACAAAUAGUGCAUACACUUUAGAAGAAACUGAAUCUAGAACAGAAGACAGAGUGCAAAAGGGUUACAGGGAUGGAAUUGCACCGAGGCAUGGUGAAACUAUAGAAAUUGAAAAAGUAAAUUAUGAACAAAAUACUGAGCAUGGUCUUUUAAGAAGCAUCAAACUUCUUUUCAAAGAUAAAUGUUUCAUUUUAUUUGUACUAAGAAUGGAUCUUGCAUAUCCACCUAUUAUGUUGUUGAUAACGUUUAUUGUAGAUGCAUUUAUCGAUUCAGGUCUUUCUCAAACAGAUGCCAAUUUUGGACUUCUACUAAUAAACGCGUUCAGUAUCGAUGGACGCUUACUUCCAGGGCUCUUUAUGCAAUCAAGGCACAUCAGUUCUUUGAUGGUUCCAGCAUUCGCGAGCAUAAUAACAGCUGUCUGUAUGGCAGGCUUAAUUUUGGUUAAGUCUUUGUCCUUAAAGCUUGUCUUCUCUAGCGUUGUUGGAAUACCAUUAGGUAUUUGCGUGUCGUGUUUUAGUGUGACAAAUUUAGACAUCGUUGGCCCAUCCCAGUUGGGUAACGCAUCUGGAUUAACUCUUACAGCAAGCGGAUUGAUCAGCAUUGCAGCCGGGCCAGUCAGUGGUAAGUAAAUAUCAGUAUGAAUAAAACAUUUGAUUAUCAGCUUAGCAGCCGGGCCAGUCAAUGGUAGGUAAAUUUCAGUAUGUAUAAAUUUUGAUUAUCAAUUUAGCAGCCGGAGCAGACAUCGUUAAUAAAUCUCAGUAUGUAUACAAAUUUGAUGAUCAAUGUAGCAGCCGGGCCAGUCAGUGGUAGGUUAACGUCAGUAUGCAUAAACUUUUGAUUUCGAGUCUUUUGUCAGUAUAAGAUUAAACAUAUCUAUUUAUCAUUUAAGAUUAAAAACAGUUACUUGUUGUUGUGAUAUGUUAAAAAGUAUUCAAAUAUCUACUUGCAAUGUUACGCCAGUCCCGUUAUAUUGCCUUUCAUAGAAUUUGAAAAUUUUAGUCAGUAGAUCAACGAACGUACAGUGGUAUGUUCAAGGACAUGCAUUUAGUUUUUGAAAUUAGAUUAUCUUAUGCGCAUGACAUCUUACAUCGAGCGCACGACAUCUUAUUUCGAGCGCACAAAGUCUUAUCUCAAGCGCCUGACGUCUUGUCUCGUGGGCACCACAUCUUAUCUCUUAUUCACGUCUUCUUAUCUCGUGAUCACGACAUCUUAUUUCGUGCGCACGACAUCUUACCUCGUUAGCACGACAUCUUUCCUCGUGCGCACGAAAUCUUAUCUCGAGAGAACGACAUCUUAUCUCGUGCGCUCGAUUUUUUCUCGUUUGCACGAAUCUUAUUUCGUGCGCAUGACAUCUCGUGCGCACGGCAUCUUAUCUCUUCCCUUUAAUAAUGUACAUGGGGUCUCUUCCAUCAUCAACAGCUGGAAAGUCGCCAUAUGACCAAAAUUGUGUCGGUGAGACGUUAUACCCAACAAGAUAAAUAUUUUGAAUGCCACUGUGACCAAUUUUGGCUGAUUUGUGCUAUUUUGUUCUGUUUCAGCGACAAAACGAUAAACGUCGUUAUAGCGUCCAGCCGAACGAUACCCCGGCAAACAUCGCUCCGCCGAAUGUCGCCUGCAAGAAGUCACCGUCGUUAUUGCUUCCUGACAAAUGACGCCUCGCCUAAUGUCAACUUACCGGACGUCGCUCUGCCGAAUGUCGCCCCGUCCUAUGGCAACUUUCCAGCUUUUGAUGAUUGAGGAGACUCCAUGUGCCCCUUCGUGCAUUAUUAAAGGGAAAAGAUAAAAUGAGGAUAUAGUCGGGAUGCUACGGGCUCUUACGUUAUCGUAUUUCUUGCUUGCGCUGGUAUUCAACUUAUUGCAACUGCCCUUUUUGUGACUGCAAUGUACUACAGAAAUAAUAGCAAGGCAUCAGCUUCCAGGAAAACUUCAGUGUUUUACAUUACAAAAAUGUAAUAAACUUUCCUGAAUCUUUUUGAAAUUUAGAAAUCGUAAUUGAUUGAUUUGAUAACAGAUCUGUAUAUAAAUAUGUAUGAUUAAUAAUAUUACAAACGUUUCUUUGUAAGUUUUGUUUUAUAUAUCAAAGACCAUUUGUUAUAACUGUUAUACCCAAUAUUGCAAACAGGACAAACAGAAAGGAUAGAUUUCCAGCAGGAACAUACAUGUUCGGAGAACUCAGACUCCUCGAAUUGCUUUAUAUGUUUUGAUUUGUACACAAUUUACUAGUAGGCAGUUGGUUAUUUGCACGCGAACUUGGCAACUGGCUCUCCUUAUCUUAAUGAAGACUGAUGUACAUAAUUGAAAGUUUUGAAUAUUGAUAUCUAAAAGUAAUUCAGGAGUUUAUUUGAAUGAUUUAUACAUGUACACAAAAUACAUUGACAACGUAAAGUACAUAGACAACGAGAAGGAAACGAACAAAUUAAGGUACUCGAUGGAGCAUGCCUAUGGAGGUCAGUGACAACCAGCUCAUAGCGGAUUGAACUUAGGUCUGCCAUCAUGUUCCACAGCUACUGAAAAGUAACAAAGUAACAAGGCAACGAUCAUACAAGAACAACAACAACAACAAAUGGACGGAUUUAUACUUUAUUCAUUAAAUGUACAAAAUAUCUAGACAAAGUAAUGUAAAUAGAUAAAACGGCCAGUCAACGGCGAAUUCAUGCCUUGUGCACAUCAUUGCAGAAAUGUACAUUAACAAUGUAAACAACAAGCUAAGAAACACAUGUAACGGGAGGGUACCGCCCUUAGACUACCAGUGCAAGAUUUCUACUGGGGAGUUAACACGGCUUAAUGGUGCACUCUCCACUUCUCUCUAAAUUGUGGUUAUAUUCCGAAGUUACUGGAGUUCGCAGUUAAAUUUAAAAAAAAAAAGCUACAAGAACAUUCUCCAAAAACGUUGAUGGGACAAGGUAGAGUCUGUUCAUGAGAGGUAACAGACUGUGCAUGACCCAUUACACCCUCUCUCACUGACUUAAGCGAAAUUCUUUUACAGUAAAAUUUGAUUGAAACAGAACAGAGAAACUAACCUUCAAUGAAUUUUAUGUUAUUCAAUACGCCGCACUUUUGUACUUAACUUCAUUUCUACUGAUCAUUGGGUCCCUAUAGAAUAGCAAUUUUCGAAUUCACUAAAAUUGUUUUGUGGUAUACAUUGUACAUUUAUUUAACAUAUUAUACUAGUAUACCGAAAAUUGACUCGGCGUUCAUUAAAAUUCAUUCGUUGUUUUUUCUGCAUACGUUCGAGGGUCCAUUAACUGUUUCCUGGUUCAGAUUAUAAGGCAACACAGUUUUAUCAAGUCUGUUUUUACUAGCAUCAUUUUCAAACACAGUAACUUCGAGAGUUUUAUUUUUUAUUAAAUUUGUUACCCGGAAACUUGCUUCAUUGUCAUAUUAUCAUUUUGAAUAUGUUAGUCAGAAACAUAGUCUUAACAGUGGCACUUUGAAGAAAGGUAGAAAACAUCUAUGUUACAGUAAAAUGAGACAAACUGUAAAAUCAGUGCGUGUUAUGUCUGUAGACUAUUUAAAUAUAAAGUGGUCCAAUGAUUUUUUAAAGUAAAUGAAUGUAAUAAACUGAACUUAAAUAAAGCAAUACAG
Messenger RNA from Mercenaria mercenaria, 5735 nucleotides. Its product is annotated as monocarboxylate transporter 1-like. The transcript is spliced from 5 exons. Bases 1550 to 2779 code for a protein of 409 amino acids. Gene Ontology annotation, biological process: transmembrane transport. Lineage: Eukaryota; Metazoa; Mollusca; Bivalvia; Venerida; Veneridae. Gene Ontology annotation, molecular function: monocarboxylic acid transmembrane transporter activity. The record is from RefSeq and is a predicted model, not a curated record.